GUAAUAUAAACAGGGAGCAUGUCACCAUCACCUCAACAAGAUCAGAAUUUAACUUUAUGCUUGUUACCCCUAAGUUCAUCAAAAGACGGUAACCUGGUUCUUCACAUCUUCCUGAAGUACAACGAGGAAACUGAGGCUCAGAGAGGUUAAUUGACUUGUCCAUGGUCACACAGCUGAUGAAAAAUGGAGCAUUGUAGAAGGAAAGGGGCUUUUGAUCCAAGAUCACCCAACUAAGAAGUGUGAUUUGAACCUAGGUACUACCUGUCCUGUGUCAUAGGUGGCAGCUGCCCACCAUAUUCAGCUAUGCGUCCGCUGGUGUUCCUGUGUGCCCAGCAGGUGAUCAAGGAUGAAGAAUCUGCGUGCCAGGCCUUGGAGCUUCUGCCGCAGGACCUAUACCCAGUCCUAUUCAAGGCAGCCUUCAUGCAUGGGAAGACACUCUUGCUCCAGGCUUUGGUGCAUACGUGGCCCUACCCCAUCCUCAGUUUCAAGCAAUUAUUGCAGGAUCGGCCACACUGCCGCAGGGCUCUGAGGCAGGACUGGCCACACUGCCUUCGGGCCCUCCUCCAGGAGUGUCCAAAUUGCCCCCGUGCCCUGCUUCAAGAUCGGCCUGCAGAGGAGCUGGUACAGGCAAUGAUCAUGGGAGUCAAGGCUCGGCUGGAAGAAGCAACAGAUAAUGGAACCCAGCAGUCGCUCUAUAGGAGACAUCCACUGCAGCUAUUAGACAUGACUGGACUUCUGGAUUAUGGCUAUGAGGAAGACCUAAAAACUAUGAAAAUGUGGGCCCGUACCAUGACCAUGGCCCAAACAGGCAUUUGCCACCUCUUGGACAAAGUCGAGCAGCCAAACGAAAGCCCCAACAAGUGCAGGAAAGUUGAGGACUUGCCGUGCACACUUCUCCCUGUGGAAGUGCGUGUAGAUCUCUGGGUAACCCCUUCUUCCAGUGGCUUUCUGAAGCAGGCCCUGCAAAAUAAUGCUGUCAGCCCCCUGCGCUUGUGCUGCAGGGAUUUCCGAGCUGAAGAUCUCCCACCAGACAUCACUGUGGAUCUUCUGGGGUUGUUAGACCAUUCCAGCUUACGCCGGUUAGACCUGUCCUUCUUUACUUUAGAAGCAGGGGGUGUGUGGGAGAUCGUAGCUUCCAUUAUGAAGUUUACUAAUCUGCUGAGCUUGAAACUUCAGUACAGCAACAUGGAUGUGUGGCGACUUUGGGCCAUGUUAGAAGGCACCUUUAGUUUCCUGGCUUCAGAGAUGAGCAAGCUGAAACGCCUCAAGGAGCUUAAUCUGGGCACCUCUUGGCUUUCUGGUCAGCUGCGGCAGCUGCUCAGUGGCCUACAGUGUCCCCUGGAAAGCCUGGAACUUCCCGUCUGCUAUCUGCUCCCUGUGGACUUGAGCUACUUGUCCCAGAGUCCCCAUGCUCCCCACCUCAAGAAGCUAGACCUCAGUGGCAACAACCUGUCAGGUGACCUCUUGCCCCCCUUCCAGGCACUCUUGGGGGAGGCCUCGGCCUCCUUGCUGUGUCUGAAGGUGACAGAGUGCCAGCUUAUGGACGUUCACCUCAUCAGCACCCUGCCCCUUCUGUCCCGCUGCACCCGCCUGAGGUAUCUUGGUCUCUAUGACAAUCCCCUUUCCAGCAUUGGGCUAAAGGCUUUACUGUCGCGCUCCGAGGUCAUGCCUGACCUCCAGCUGGUUGUGUACCCGUUUCCUGUGGACUGCUACAAGGACCUGCCUGGGGUGCCCCUGUCCGCUAACCUCUUGGAGGACUAUAUCGAUGAGGAGAAAUUUGCUCAGGUUCAGGGAGAGAUGCACCAGAUGCUGAUAGCAGCAGGUCGGGCUGAUGUGCUAUGGACCACUGAUGUCUAUGGCCCAAAUAUGCCCGACUACUUUAGCUUGUGACAGGACGGCUGCCUGCCAGGGACAGGGAGGCCUUUGCAGUCACCCAUUCCCCCUGGGCCUGGCAGGAGAGCCUCCUCACCUCCUGGGCAGCAGCUCUUGGGGACAGGUAGGGAGCCACAGAAUUUUUGUUCUUGUUGCCUGUUUUCUUCAGACAGGGGAAUGGGGCUCGCUAACAGGAAAGCUUCAACCUGUGCCUCAGCUGAAGGGUCCUUGCUAAGGAGGACUAGUGUGAAUGAGGAGCUCCCAUCCAGGGAGAUAGGCCCACUUUUCUGGAACCACAUUUGGUUAAUUGUUCCUAUGGGAAGAGCAUAAUUAUAUCCAUCCUCCCAGUGAGGGAAGGGAGUUGGUGUACAUUACUGAGGAAUGGAAGGUCACAUACCAAGCUGAGACCUUGGAGCUCCCGAAUUAUAUCUCAGAAGCUUUCUUGGUCAAGAGUAAGCCGUAGCCUUUCCCUUCCUGAUCCACCCUUUGGAAUACACAGCUCCUGCUGUGAACUUCUCUUCUGCCAGGCUAAAGAUACCCACUUAGUUUCUCAUGUCUUCUUCUAAGUUCCUGGUUUCCCUUCUCCAAGUGUCUCGCCAACUAUUUUUUCUUCUUUUACUCUUCUACCUCAUCCUGGGAAGGGUUUGAGCUUAGGCAGGUGCUAGCCCCUUCUUCAGCUGCAUCAGCCUUAGCUACUCCUUCAUCUCACCCUUCAGUGGCACAAAGAGGCAGGCAGUGGAAAAGGGCAGCCUCAGGGAUCCUUCCUUGGACCUUCAGGACUGGUUUUUCCUCAGUUCCCCCAGGACUCAUGUUCCAAUUUGAACUUUCCAGGGCUUUAAUAUUUCAUUAUUUUCAAAUCUCAUUUGAUUUUUAAUCUCUUGGCUUGAGAUAUCUAGCACCACUUGGUCCCUGGAGCUGCUUGCUCCUCCUGAGCUCACAUUGACUGAUGUAUCUUCCUUUUUUUAUUUUUUUAAAAAUUUUUUUGGCUAUUGCCACUCUCAGAGUACCUAGUUUUGCUUUCACUGGUCCCUUUUUUCCUUCUUAACCCUGUUUCUCCAUACUUCCCAUUGUCUAAAAUUUAUUCCUAAAUUAAAAGUAGAGGGUAUUGAUUUGGAAAUAAUAUAACAACCAAGAUAAUUACAAUCAGUUAUAAAAAAAAAUUAAUUCCAGAACAGACUUCAUUAUAUUUAACUUUCUGAAGUGUUUUUUAGGCUUAAGUUGGCCCUAGUGAACUUCUUUUCAUCCCCACACCCUCUAGGGCUCCAGAAAAGAGGACAACAAAACUUGUCUCAGAAUCCCAUUGCCUAUUUGAGAUUUUCUUCCUAACAGCAGUUCCCAUUUGUAAUCAGGAUGCUUCCUGAUUGCUGCUCAGAGAUGACACACAUUCUUACAUAAUCAGAUUGCUAAAUAUCUGCCCUUUUUUUUACCCAAAUUGGAGGAAGAGGUGAUAAGGAACUACAUGUCACUGAAGUAUUAUUUUUCAUUUUUCCAUUACUCAGAAACAAGACUUAAUUCAGCAUUUUAUUUAAUUCUACUUUGCCCCUUCCAGAUUUCACAGAAGACACAAAUCCCUUUUAUUUCCAGGAUUCCAGGAAUACAUGGUGCUUAGCCCAGUGAGAAGAGGUCACAGUGAUAGCUAGUUGUUUCCUCACCCCAGAGGAAAAAGCUGCCUGGCAAAACUAGUGCCUGUCCCUUUCAUUCCCUGUCCUUUGCUUCUUUAUUUGUUAUUCCCUAGACAUUGGAGCAGGAAAGGUUAUAUUUGUGUCUGUGUGUAGACUUUGUUUCCUGACUCCUGAAAGAAACAGCCAUGGCUAACACAUGCAUGGGGACCUGCUGACGUUUUGCUUAUCCAGGUUGACACAGCAUGGACUGCAUUGCUUCACAGAUGAUUCAUAAUCACUUACCUGGGAGAAACAGGUAGUGAACCUUCUUUUCUCUGGAGUCCUCACACUGACCUGAGCAUAUCAAGAUUCCAGGGUAGAAGGAAGGUAAAGGAGCCCUUAUGCCAUCUUACUCAAGAUGGGAAAAUAUAGGAGCGAGAGGAAGGUCUCUAUCUAUGAACAGGGUAAUUGGAUUUUACUCCACAUGAAUUGUUUGCUGACUUCCCCAGCCAAUGCUGAUGGAAUUGUUCUUGAAGGAAGGACAUGGCAUUCAUUCCUGUUAAAUUUAAUCUCGCUUCUUGGUCCACUUUUGUUGGAAUCUUUGUGAAUCUCAACUUUGUUGUUCAUGGGGAGCUGUGUGCCACCCAGUUUCUGCCAAGAAUUUACAAGUUGAAAUGACGGGUCCUCAGAUUGCUCUCUGUGGACAGACUAUUGGAACUGUUAUCUUUGAGUUUUCAUCAUUCCCUUCAGUACCCACAUUGCCCUGCAAAGGUGGGUUGGGGGAGUUGCACACCAGCAUAUAAGCCUGUGACAGAUGUGUGCAGGCAUGUCAAACUCUUGGGUGCUGAGGGGGAUUCAAAAAAUUGCUUUUACUGCAAGGGAUGGAAGGGAGAACCAAACCCAGUCUUAUCCUCUAGUGUUUCCUCCUGUGCUGGAGCAGACCGAGAAAUAUAUAGGUCCUUGGUGUCUCUCUUAAAGACUGAUCAGUGAUAUCCCAGAAUUCAACCCCUGGGAGCAUCCCAGACUAGAACUUGUGUAAACCUGAUUCUGACCCCAGCAUGUUCCCAGGUUCAAAGCUGAUCUGUCUGGGGCCAUGUCAUUUGUUUUACCUACUCAAAGCCUUUUCACCAUCUCUACCAAGAACCUUAGAGGAAAUAGUCCAAGAUGGCUGUGGCCUUUAGACCUGAGUAGAGGUGGAGUCAGGAUAAUUGAAGUGGUCUAUAAGUGAACCGCUGCACUGUUAUCCAGCCAAUAUUUAGGAAACUGCUUUGCUUUUCAACCUAAAUGAAGGCCUUGAUAAAUUUUAUUUUUUUUGUUCCAUCAUUCCAGCCUUUGAGUUCUUUGGGAAUCUUACCUCUGUGAUCCAUUGCUACUUUGAUACUCAACUUCCAUUCAAUAAAUAUAGUUUGUCAUAGGAUUAAGGCACAGUGAGUUGGGGGAGGAUUAUUAAAAAAUAAAGAGUAAAGACAUAAGCCCUGCCCUCAAGAAGUUAUGGUUUAAUAGAGGAAAUAAGAUGGACAUAAUUCCGAAAGAGAUUUAAGGAGGGGAAAAGACUUUUUUAUGGCACCUUAGUUGAAUCUUGAGAGAUUUUAACUGGAAAUUUUUAUUUUAGGGGUGUGAGCGAUGUAAGCAAAGGCAAUAGAGAAGGGAAAGGAUGAGAUAAAAACAGAUAAUGAGUAGUCCAUCUUAGCUGACAGGUAGAUUAUAUAAAGGAGAUAGGGUAGUAUGAGAUAAGGCUGUGAAAGUAUAGAAACCAGAUUGUGGAGGGUGUUAAGGAUGGGAUCAGAAUUUUAUACUUCAUUAACUAGGAAAGCAGAAACUGAAGUCAUUUUUAAACACAAAAAAGGCUCUAUGUAAUCAAAGGAUAGCUUGGGAAGGGGCAAGACUGGAGACAUUGAAGAUAAAUUGUUUGAGGUGUUACAGGCCUGGAAUCCUGGAGAUAGGUGAUAGAUCUAGAGGCAAAAGUAGGGAAAUGUAUGAGUAGCAGAUGAUGAGUAGUAGGCCCUGAGAAAGAACAAAAAGUUUGCCUGGGAGGUACUCCUUGGAUCAUUGCUUUAGAUGUUCAGAUAUUUAGGUUGAUAAUCAUCUGGGUGAGCCUCAGUGCAGUAUUUUGGCAUUAUGAAAAAAGUUAUCAAUCAUCUCUCAUCUACAGUCAUUGAAAAUGCUGUUCAUGCUGUUGAAAAGAUAUAUGGACCCUGCAGAGAACAGUUACAAAACAAGAUAAUUGAGUGAGUUUUCAUAAGUUAACUUCACUGUUGCCUCUCAGCAGUUCACAUAACUGCAGUGUUGCUUUUCACACAUGGGAGGUUGAAACAUGAUUGGAUCCAAGGGAAUUGGGACCUAGGAAUCUGAUGACAUCAGCCUUACUCAUCUUUCUCACUGCUAUUCAACUUCUUAGCCUCACAUUCAGUCAAGACUCCGUGCUAUUAUGCUUUCACACUUACUAUGCAGUCGUUAGAUACCACAUAGGGUGCGCUCAGUGCUUCAGACAAUCUGGACUGCUUCCCUUUCUGUCCUUCCCCUCCACCUAUGUCCAGCUUUUUCCUGCUGCUGAUUUUUGCUUAUGUCAUUUCCUAUCCCUGUCCACCCUCCCCCCAAUCAUCUCUGUUUAAAGCCUAUGUAGCCCUUUAAGGUCCAACUCGAGCGAUAUCUCCCUUCCCCCAGUCACAAAGCUUCUGCUCCACUUGCUCCCUAAACACCAUUGCUUGCACCACUUGUCAUGCACUUAUAAACACAGAAUGUUUAGUAUUAUAGUUACUUGUGUGUGAUGCAUUCCCUUGUUAGAUUGUGAGCUCCAUGAGGGCAGAGAUUUUAUCUUACCUAAUCUUUUGUGUCUCCCCUCAACCCAGGCACAGUGUUCUGCUUUUAGAGGGCCCUUGUUAAUGUUUGUUAGAAGCUUAUUAAGUGAGGAGGUAGUGGAAGAACAUUUACCUACCUGUAAAAAGAGUUCGAAUCUUUUGGGCCUGCUGGAAUUAAAAAGCCCUAGAGGGUGGUCAACUAGAGCUGCCCAACUAAGGAGAAUACAGAGGAACUGGAAAAAGGUGGCUGCUUAAAAGCAACAAGAAAAUACCGAGGCCAGCAGAACAACAUCUGAACUUGACAGAUUGAAAGAACUAUUUGUUUAGCUCCAGAACUUAUUUAUCUCAGAACCAAACUCCUCACCACCUGCUCACCCCCUGCCUGUUAUACUACUUCCUCUUCAGCUGUGCCUUCCCUUCAGCUCCCCUGCCUGGAUUCCCAGUUACUGAAUUUCUUCAGUGGAAGAGAAAACCCUCCUUUCCCUCUCUUGGGAACUUCCCCCUGGCUUUGGGGCCUUUGGACUGGGAAGGUUCCAGUUUUCACCACGGAGCCUGUUUCAUCGUGUGCUGGGAUACUUGAAAGAACUUGGUUGGUUAUGGGGGAAUAGCUGUCAGUGGCUGGGGGGAAUCCUGGUGAGUGGGAGAGGUACCCUGGAUUUAGAGAUGAGUGUGCACUCUCCCUGUGUAUCUCCUUGUGCCUUCUCAGGCCUUGGGGGUGGAGGGGAAGUCAGGACUGCUUGGGUAGUAGUGGUGUCUAGAUUGUGGGACCUCCAGAAGAACAGUGACUGUGUCUUAUCCAUCCUAUGUAUCUCCCUCAGCGCUGAACCCUGGUGCUCUGCGCUUAAUAAAUGUUCGUUAAAAGUUAAAA
This is a messenger RNA of Sarcophilus harrisii (Tasmanian devil), 7139 nucleotides long. Its product is annotated as leucine-rich repeat-containing protein 14. The transcript is spliced from 6 exons. The record is from RefSeq and is a predicted model, not a curated record. Gene Ontology annotation, cellular component: cytoplasm. Lineage: Eukaryota; Metazoa; Chordata; Mammalia; Dasyuromorphia; Dasyuridae. Bases 304 to 1890 code for a protein of 528 amino acids.